CUAAUCUUCUGGGAAGAAAUUGGUUCGCGCCUCUUGGGUUGAACAUUAGCGGAAUUAACCAUAUUUCGGGGUCGUGCGUCGGAAGUGCGUUUCUGGAAGAAUUUCCUGAAGUCUUCGACGAGAAAAUAGGCACUUAUCGUGGACCUCCUGUAUCAUUUGUUUUGAAUCCGAGCGUACAGCCAACGGUGUUAAAACCUAGAAAAGUUCCGUUCGCGUUGCGCGAUAAGGUCGACCAAGAACUUGAUCGUCUAGUGCAGCAGGGAGUUUUGGAACCGGUGGCGCAUCCGAAGUGGGGAACACCAAUAGUUAUUGUAUCAAAAAACGACCAUGAAAUCCGAAUUUGUGGUGAUUAUAGGAGUACAAUAAAUCGUGCGUUAACAACAAACAAUUAUCCAGUACCGGUUGUACAAGACAUUCUUUCCGAGUUAUCCGGCGGGAAAGUGUUCGCUAAAUUGGACAUGGCACACGCUUAUUUACAAUUAAGUGUGGAUAACGACGCCGCGGAUGCACAGACAAUUGUAACUUAUAAAGGAGCGUUUAGGUGCAAGAAAUUACAAUUCGGGGUAUCAAUAGCUCCACAAGUGUUCCAACAAUUUAUUGACAAUAGAUUGCGCGGAAUUUCGGGCGUGAUUCCAUAUUUUGACGAUAUCUUAAUAGUCGGAAAGUCUGAUACAGAUCUCGAAGCAAAGGUGCGUGCGGUUCUUCUGCGAUUUAAAGAAGACGGACUUCGAUUAAAAAAGAGAAAGUGUGUUUUCCGUACGGAAUGUUUAAAUUUCCUGGGGUUUCACAUAAGUGCGGCCGGGGUUCGUCCCACUAAAGACAAAAUAAACGCUAUCGUGAAUACGCCGGCUCCUGCGAACAAAACAGAAUUACAAGCAUUCCUAGGUCUUGUAACCUUCUAUCACAGUUUUAUCAAAGACAAAGCUUCAAUAGCCGAAGCCCUACACAAAUUACUCCAUAAAGACGUUGAUUUUAAGUGGGGUGCCGAGCAAAACAAUGCUUUUAAAAAGUUGAAAGACAUCCUCGCGAGUGAACCACUUCUAGUUCACUAUAAUGAGAACAAUCCAUUAAUUUUGACAUGUGACGCAAGUGCGUACGGGGUGGGUUGCGUGUUGAGUCAAUUGCAAUCAUCGGGUCGCGAAGCACCUGUUGCGUACCACAGCAGAACCCUAUCAUCGGCUGAACGCAAUUACGCGCAAAUUGACAAGGAGGCGCUAGCAAUAGUGGUACGUGUCAAAAAAUUCCACAAUUACCUUUAUGGUCGACAUUUUCGUAUAAAAACCGAUCAUAAGCCGUUACUGGGUAUUCUUCGGGCGGAUAAGGCUAUUCCUGAAGUGUUAUCACCACGUUUUGUCAGAUGGGUGAUAAUGUUAUCGGCUUAUUCGUAUGAUCUGUCCUAUACACCAGGGAAAAAGAUUGGCCAUGCGGACGCGCUUAGCCGAUUUCCCAUAAAAGAUACGUCCGGAGAAAAAGAAAAUAUCGCUGAUGUAUUAGUACUAGAAUGUGCUCCAGAACAGAUCCUGACUGCCGACGAGGUGGCACAGGAAACAACCAAAGAUGCAAUUUUGAACAGAAUCCUCCAAUGGGCAAGAAAUGGAUGGCCAAAAAAUAACAAAGACUUCGGUAAUGAAUUUCAGCCAUUUUUAAAAAGAAAACAUGAAAUUUCUUGUUAUCUCGACUGUCUUUUGUGGGGAACCAGAAUAAUUGUUCCAACCGGAGGGAGGAAAAGGGUAACCUUACAUACAGCUCAUCCCGGAAUAGUGCGAAUGAAGGCUUUAGCGAGGUCGUACGUUUGGUGGCCAGGGCUGGAUGACGACAUCGAAAGGUUGGUCAACACUUGCGAAGAGUGCCAACAAACAAGAAACGCUCCGCCUAAAGCGCCUUUACAUCCAUGGGAGUGGGCUAGAGCUCCAUGGUCAAGACUGCAUCUAGAUUUCGCCGGACCUGUAAAGGGGAAAUAUUUCCUCAUCAUAGUGGACGCUUACUCUAAGUGGUUGGAAGUGAGACAGGUGGGAGGACCUUCCACUGCGGAAACAAUAAGGGUUCUACGCGAACUAUUUGCAACACAUGGUAUCCCGGAUGUUUGCGUCUCUGACAAUGGUACAGCUUUCACAUCGAUAGUUGGUAGGUAUAGUCGAUAGGUGGCUCCGUAUCAUCCGAGCAGUAAUGGGCAAGCCGAAAGGAUGGUGCAAGAUUUUAAAAUGGCCUUGAAAAAGAUGCCGGAAGAUAGCCUAGACAAAGUGUUGGCAAGAUACCUCUUGACACAACACAUAACCCCGCAUACAACGACAGGAAGAGCUCCAUCGGAGUUAUUGAUGGGAAGAAGACUCACUUGUCUACUGGAUAGAGUACAUCCGAAUUUUAGCAAAAAAAUGAAGGAAAAACAAGAAGAUCAGUGCUCAACAGCAGCCCCAAGACGCUUCAACAGCGAUGAUCCCAUUUUUAUAAGAUCAUACACAGCACAACAGAAGUGGGAACCUGCCACCGUAGCUGAAGCGACGGGACCACUGAGUUAUAAAGUACUUACUCCGGAAGGUAAGCUCUUAAAGAGACACUCUGAUCAAAUAAGAGAUAGAGAACUAUCAGAAGAGAUGAAACCUGAGGCAGAUGGAAGUUUACACAGUCCGACUGAUUCCGAGGAUGCAGAUGUGCCACAACGGAGUACAGAAGACGAGGUAGCUGAGACACCCACGCCAAGACCUUCCAGGAUAAGGAAGCUUCCUCUCAGAUUGAAAGACUUUGAUUUACGGAUGGUGCGCGAAUCUUCCUUGGAGGGAGGAGUGUAA
This is a messenger RNA of Onthophagus taurus, 2786 nucleotides long. Lineage: Eukaryota; Metazoa; Arthropoda; Insecta; Coleoptera; Scarabaeidae. The record is from RefSeq and is a predicted model, not a curated record.